CAAAGAACAACAAUGAGUUUUCACACAUAGAAAAGAAACAGCGGUGAAUUAAAAAGGAAAUCAUUUGCUGAUGGAAGGGAUAUUUUCAUGAAACCGACCACAGAUGAAAGAUGUCCUCUCUCUGAAGAGCCACACACACUGAACGCUGUCUUCUAGCAGGACGUGAAGACAUCUACAGAACCAGGUCAGUUUACUGUCACACAGGAAGUGAAGAAGGAGCAGACGCACAAAGACAAACAGAGUCGACGAGAGAACAGCCACCAUGAGAGUCCUGCUCAUCACCAGCCUGCUCCUCACAGGUGUGUGGUGCAGCAGAAACACAGUGUUUGUGUACAGCCGAGUUGGAGGCGACGCCCUCCUGCCUUGUUCCGGCCUGGUUUCCUCAGACUGCUCCCUCGUCUCCUGGACCUUCUACAAGGGCGCUGACGUGCGUUACACCCAUGAGGUCACAGAGGGCCGAGUGAGGGCGGAGUCAGACAAGAGCGAGCGCAUGUCCAUCACAGCCGACUGCUCUCUGCGCUUCCGUGACCUCAGGGUCGCUGACGUCGGCUCCUACAUCUGCUUCCAGGACGGAAACUCCAUCAAUAACGUUUACCUCUCUCUCCUCGCCAUCACUGCUCUCUCCGGGAUCCCAGACCUGCAGCCGGGAGGAGACCUGGUCCUGAGCUGCAUCCUGUUCUCUUACUACGACACCGGGAGCUGUCAGCCGUACUCCACCGAGUUCAGCCUCAGCUGGGUGACGGAGGCCGGGGCCGUGCUGCCCACAGAGAGCAGGUACGAGCUGAUCAGCAGCACACGCUGCAACAUCACCCUGGUCACAAAACUCCGGAGGGAAGACAACCACAGGAAGUGGAGGUGUCAGGUGAACGCCACAGGAAACAGCAGGGCGGCCUUUCAGGACUUCACGUCCAGCUUCCUGUUCCAGAAUCCGUCCACAGACCAAGAGCUGACUCCCCCGUCGCUCACGGUCUGUCCAGAGCAGCUGCACAUCAGCCACAUCGUGCUCUGCGUGGCUCUGCCGCUCAUGGUGAUCACGGUGGGGUUCUUCACGUGGAGACGAGACCGUGACAGAACCAAAACAUCUGCAGCUGAAAUCCAGCUGCAGGAAAUGAGCUGAAGCCGAUCACUGAAGCACAAGGUUCAUUGAAUCAGGAUCUCACCCAGAAACUGGACUGAACAGACAGAGAAAGAGACGGGGGGGG
Molecule: messenger RNA, 1202 nt
Organism: Pleuronectes platessa (European plaice)
Lineage: Eukaryota; Metazoa; Chordata; Actinopteri; Pleuronectiformes; Pleuronectidae
Exons: 3
Coding region: 263-1117 (284 amino acids)
Biological process (GO): T cell activation; positive regulation of ERK1 and ERK2 cascade; interleukin-15-mediated signaling pathway
Cellular component (GO): membrane raft; external side of plasma membrane
Molecular function (GO): protein tyrosine kinase binding; MHC class II protein binding
Source: RefSeq, a predicted model, not a curated record